Aspergillus pseudotamarii is the source of this 1377-nucleotide messenger RNA. RefSeq names its product F-box protein. Gene Ontology annotation, molecular function: protein binding. Lineage: Eukaryota; Fungi; Ascomycota; Eurotiomycetes; Eurotiales; Aspergillaceae. The transcript has 3 exons. The record is from RefSeq and is a predicted model, not a curated record. Bases 1 to 1377 code for a protein of 458 amino acids.
AUGCAGAGCCUCACAUCACUUCCCACUGAGAUUCUCCACCAGAUCGUCCGCUGCGCAGAUCCGCAUUCACUCAAAGCGCUGCGGCAGGUAUGCCGAUCCCUCGGCGAGAUCGGCAAAGAGCGUCUGUUUGAAUCAAUUACUAUUUACGCAACCGAGGAGAGCUGCGAUCGAUUUAUUGACUUUCUUGAAAAUGAAGAUCGUGACUGGUUACAAUCAGUGACGAAAGUCUAUCUCGACCUGAGUGCGUUUGAAGGCCUUUAUGUGUAUGAUAAGUACAAUGAUGAGACCCGGGAUGAUCCCAAGGAGAAGGAAUUUCGUAAAUUCGUAAGGCUAUUUCCUCGUCUUAAGGAGCUUCCACGACUCCAGAGCGUUGUCCUUCGCUUUCACCCCGAGUGUGGUGAGGAUGAAGAUACAGACGUUCCGCACCCACUUGGACUCCGCUCAGCCGUGAUGAAAGAGUUCCUGUCGGCAAUUACAGCUCUACCCCAGCUACCACGGGAACUCGCCAUUCGAGACCUGCAUAAUGUGAACGAGAGCAACCCAGAUGAUGUGGAGAACACGAAGAAGGUCCUACGGAAUUUACGUUCGCUCCGUCUGAAUAUCACCAAUCCACACAAUUCAGGAAACUCCGAGAGCGACUUAUAUCACGACGACAUCCACACUUUCUUUUCCGCACUACCGUCCUUCUGGCUGAGGCCCGCUCUCCAGAACUUAGAACACCUCACCAUUUACUCUAGCCAUUACUUUGGUUACUACCCGAAGUUGGAUCUCCGUGAUGUACAUUUCCCUCGGCUGAAGACUCUCGCACUUGGGAAUUACGCUUUCGUCCACGACUCCCAGCUAGACUGGAUCCUCAGCCACCGCGACACUCUCACUGAACUCUACCUAGACGACUGUGCCAUCCUCUGGGUAGUAGCAACCCGCGACAAAGAAAGAACCUAUUUGGAUCCGGAUAGUUACACCACCCAUCCCGGAGCGGUGGGCAAAAACUACGCGAUCUACGCCAAACGCUGGCGCCAUUAUUUCAAAUCUUUUCAAGGACUGCGGCACCUCCGGCAUUUCCGAUACGGACAUUCUGAGUAUUGGUGGGACAGGGAUGACAGCACACCAUUCGAGCGCGAGACCGAAAUCAUCAUCGGUAUGCACGAAGACAGCUACCUGACUUUUGAUUCAGAUUGGUAUUCGCGACGAUUAUUGUAUCAUUAUGGUACUGGGCGCCAGAUGAAGUGCGUGGAUGAAGGGCCUCUGCCAUGGAUAGAGGAGGAUCAGACGAGUUUGGAGGAACUCCUUGCGAAGAUUGGUCAGAAAUACGUGAUAGACGAGGCGACAGCGGAUCAAAUUGAUUGUGCGCGGGUUCUUCGACAACCGAGACCAUGA